Pyrgilauda ruficollis (rufous-necked snowfinch) is the source of this 6874-nucleotide messenger RNA. It is a transcript of the gene PHLDB1, whose product is annotated as pleckstrin homology like domain family B member 1. Gene Ontology annotation, biological process: regulation of microtubule cytoskeleton organization. NCBI's taxonomy places the organism in Eukaryota, Metazoa, Chordata, Aves, Passeriformes, Passeridae. The transcript has 27 exons. The record is from RefSeq and is a predicted model, not a curated record. Bases 2080 to 6618 code for a protein of 1512 amino acids. Gene Ontology annotation, molecular function: protein binding. Gene Ontology annotation, cellular component: basal cortex.
AGUGCUGAAGGCAAUCUCACCCCUGAGGAGUUGCAACUGUACUAAUUACCAAAGAGUAGGAACGGCCCUGCCCUUAAUAGGGCACAACUGUGUCCAGUAAGGAUGGGUGUUAUAAAAGAGUGGGUUAGCUGGGUGAGAGCUGGAGUUUGUUGGCUGUGCUGAGAGGAGGAAGGGUCAGGUGGUCGUGCAGAAGAAGUGUGGGGCAGCAGGGGCAGGGCACCAUGCAGGGGGAUGGAACCACAGUAUUGCAUGGCAAGGGAUCCUUGCUGGCAGCCAGAAAGAGGAGAGUGAUCAAUGCCUGAUUUGGAAAGGUGAGGUUCACCCCACCCCUUUACCAGCUAACAAAGGGCUGGGUGAUGGGUUCGUGCCAGGGGUUGGGUUCAAGACCCAUCAAGCCCAUCCUAUGUCAUGGUCCCCAAGAUGUUGUCAGUGUGGGUUGCAGAUGCUCCUUCUGGCCUGCAGGAGAGAAAUUGUCAUUUUGGUAUGAGAGCAUUUUGAGGAGCAGCUCUCCAUUGUGCAGUCUUAUGAGGGAGCUUGUGUCUGUGCUGUGAUGUCUGGAGGCAGUGCUGAUGCUGGGGUCAGUGCUCGAGCUGCAGCGGUGGUCGGGUCUGUGUGCCUCAGCGGCCCUCGGGGGGUGCUGGCUGCCGGAGGCAGGGCUGCACGCCCUCCCCGACCCGAGCACAGGGUGAGCAUCCACCACUCUGUGGAGACCCCGGAGCGCGGGCCUCGGCCGGAGCACAGCUGUGCUGCAGUGGUGCAGGAGCCCUUCUCCGGAGCGAUGAAAUCAGCGGGUGUGGCCAGGAUUCCUCAGCUCCCGCCGGAGCUGUCUGGUGGCUGAUUUAUGGUGGUGUUAUUGCCAGGAUCAUGGCGUUGUCCCAGCAACCGCAACGCAGCCCCCACCGUCCCUCGCCUGGGUGGGAUGGGGCUGCCUGGGUCUCCCCGACUCAGUUGUCAGCCCCAGACCGGGAGGCAGAGGCCAGGAACAGCUCCUCACUCGCCUCUGCUUUUGUGCAGGAGACAGGCUCCCCCUUGCCAGCGGCCGGCGGAAGGGCCGGUUGUUUACUAGGGCAGAGGGUGUGGGAAGGGGUGAGCACCCGAAGCGCAUUAGCAGAUGGGGAGCAAGCAGGCAGCCAAGUUGGCUGGAGGCUGCGAUGCUCCGCCGUGUGCACCCCUUAGCUCGGCCGCUCGGGCUUCCUUGUGACUCAUCCAGCCAGCCACAAGUGGGGGUGAGAGGCCGUGCGAGGGGGUGCCAUGCGCCUGGCUCUGCCAUGCUUCAUCCCAGCAUGGCUGAUACUGCAUGGCAUGGCCUGCCAGUCCGUGCUCCUUCAUGAGCACGGGCUGCAUGCCCCUGCCCGUGUCCUGCCCGGUGGCACACAGUGCAGCUCUGGGGUCUGCUGGUACCUCAUGUGGGGUGAGUCAGGAUGCGCUGUGCCCAGCUUGGGUCUGGGUGGGCAACAGCAGGUCAGACAGGAGUGGACCCCCAGAGCCCCCCUGCCCACGUGGGCUUGGGGCAGGCAGGCACUGCAGCCUGUGGGCAGUGGGAUGCAGGGGCUCCCCGGAGCACCCUGGGGCAGCAUGUCUGUGUGCAGCCGGCUCUGCAUCCGUGAGGCUGGGCGUCCUCCCAGGUGAGGCUUUUGGCCGUGCCAGGUGAAGAAAGGGGCUUUUGUCUUCCAGGAGGCCGGGGCUGAGUAGGCAGCCCUGCGUGGGGUGCUCGAGGACCGUGGGCUGUUCGGUGGUAACCGAGCCCGACCCCUUGGCAUUUGCUGCCUCCACCGCUUCCCACGGAGGGAACAAGCGGCGCGUUCUGCAGGCGGCGGCGGGAGAAGAAAGGCCGCCUUGUCCGGCCGAGCAGUGGGGCGCCGGCUGGGGCGGCCGCGCUCCCGCCCCGCAUUCCUGCAGCAGAGCCGGCUGGAGAGGGGCUGCAUCCCCGGCAGGACGGGCUGGGGUGACGCAGGCGUUCCCUGUGUGCUGCCGGGACAGCAGCCUGGCCCCUCCUGGCUUUUCCUCCUUCCUGAGCAUUGUGACGGGACGUAGGUGUAAGUGCGGGGCAGGGGCUCGGCUGGGCCGCGGGGUCUCCAGAUGCUGGGCAGUGCGGCACCCCAGUGCCUGGGGAACAUGGGCACCCUGCCGCGGAGGGUCCCGCUCGGCACCCGGACCAGGUGGCAGCCCGUGUCCGGUACCAUCCGACGUCUCCAAGCAGGCACCAUGGAGGCAUCUGGCAGGACCCCUACCAGCCCAACCCACAGAGUCCAGACUGUCAUGCAGAACAGCCCCCUGGACCUGAUCGACACAGGCAAGGGGUUGAAAGUGCAGACCGAGAAGCCACAUUUGGUGAGCCUGGGCAGCGGGCGGCUCAGCACUGCCAUCACACUCCUGCCCCUGGAGGAAGGGAGGACCACCAUUGGCACGGCUGCGACAGACAUCGUCCUGCAGGGCCCCGGGCUGGCGCCCCAGCACUGCUACAUCGAGAACGUGCGAGGGACACUCACUCUGCACCCCUGUGGCAACGCCUGUGCCAUCGACGGCGUGCCGCUCCAGCGGCCCACGCACCUCAGCCAAGGGUGCACCAUCUGCCUGGGCCAGGCCACCUUCCUCCGCUUCAACCACCCUGCUGAGGCCAAGUGGAUUAAGAGCAUGAUCCCAGCGGGGGGCAGAAGCCCAUCGGCUCUCUACGGGCUGCCAGCAAAAUCUGAGGCCCUGGUGAAUGGUGGCCACCAGCUGUCAGAGCGUGGGUGUCACAGCCACAGCUCCCUUGUCAGCUCCAUCGAGAAGGACCUGCAGGACAUCAUGGACUCGCUGGUGCUGGAGGAGUCUGCAGCCCCUGGCAUCCAGAAGCCGCCUGCCUGCGGCCGAUCCCCCCUCUCCCCCGUGGUGAAUGGGGGUGGGCGCUGCCUCCUGUCCCCCCCGCCCAGCCCUGGGGCCGCUUCGGGGGGCUCCAGCUAUGAGAAUUUUUCUCCCCUGUCCUCCCCAGCCAGCAGCAGUAGCUACACCAGCCCCUCACUCAGCAGCCAAGAGCAAGGCCCAGCCGUGCCGCCCCCUCUCCCGCUCCGCUCCUCCAGCUACAACCACACUGUCCAGCCGCCGGCCCUGCCUGCUGGGCCUUCUAGUGAGCCUUGGCCGGCUGAGAGGCUUGGGGACCAGCGGGUGGGCAGCCCCCGGCUGACGCCCAGGGCGGCGCCGCGGCCACGCGUGGCCCUGCAGGAGCGGCCCCCCAGUCCCUUCCGGGAGCCGCGGGACUCUGUGGCCCCCAGCCGGCAGCCCACCGGCAGGGUGGUCCCAGAGGCCCGGCUGCAGCCCCCCGAGAGCCCACGGGUGGCCCGGAGGAACAUGGAGAGCAUGCGGGAGCUGCCUCCCCUGAGUCCCUCCUUGUCACGCCGGGCUGCCAGCCCCCGGCUGGCCCCUGACACCCCCUCCCCACAGCCCCGGCUGGGCAGGGAAGUGCCUGGCAGUCCCCGUGCCAGGCGCAAGGGCCUGGAGGAGUCGAAAGGUGCUGGGGGUCCUUCACCCCCGCUGCUGUCAGAGAACCCCACGCGCCGGCCCAGUUUCGGUACCUGCCUGAGCCCAACGUACGGGCUGGGCUCCCCAGCUGUGCCCUCGCCCCGGCAGAGCCCCCGCGCCCCCAGGAAGCCUUUGGGGGACCCACGGCUGCCAGCGGGGUCACGGGAGCGCAAGAACAGCAUCACUGAGAUCAGCGACAACGAGGACGAGCUGCUGGAGUACCAUCGGCGGCAGCGGCAGGAGCGGGUCCGGGAGCAGGAGAUGGAGCGCCUGGAGCGGCAGCGCCUGGAGACCAUCCUGAACCUCUGUGCUGAGUACACCAAGACAGACGGCGCUGAGCCUGCUGAUGUGCACAGGCUCCUGGCUGGUGACACAGAUGCUGGCCAGUGGGUGCCCAGGGGUGCCACGGCUCUGGGCCAUGCUGCUGAAGAGCUGCAGCAGAGGGAGAGCUUGGAGAGGUCGGAUGAGGAGAACCUGAAGGAGGAGUGCAGCAGCACUGAGAGUACCCACCAUGAGCACGAGAAGCUGACAGGCCCCCGGGCCAAGGAGGCACAGCGGCUGGAGGAGGAGCGUGCCGGUGUCCUGGGACGCCUGGACCAGCUGAAGGGUCGUGUCAAGGAGCUGGAGCAGCAGCUGCAGGAGACAUCGCGAGAGGCAGAGAUGGAGCGGGCGCUGCUGCAGGGUGAGCGGGAGUCGGAGGUGCUGCGGCUGCGGCAGGAGCAGGAGGCAGCGCAGCAGCUGCAGGAGAAGCUCUCCAGCCUGGACGCCAGCAUCCGCAAGGAGCGGGACAAGGAAAGGGCAAAGGUUGAUGCUGAAAGGAAGGAGCUAGAGCAACUCCAGGCGCUUUACCAUGAGUCGAAGAGCCACCUUGAUAAGUGCCCCGAGUCAAUGCGGGAGCAAUUGCAGGAGCAGAUGCGAAGGGAGGCAGAGGCACUGGAGACGGAGGCCAAGCUGUUUGAGGACCUGGAGUUCCAGCAGCUGGAGCGAGAGAGCCACCUGGAAGAGGAGCGUGAGGCGCGAGGCCAGCAGCUCCUGCAGAGCCGGGCUGAGUGCCACCGGAGCAUCGCCCGCAGGAAGGAGCGGGUGGCUGCCCUGGACGCCCAGGCUGCCCAGAUCCGGCUGCAGAGUGCCCAGGAGGCCGAGCGCCUGGCCAGGGAGCGCAGCAGCGUCCUGCAGCUCCUGCAGAAGGAGAAGGAGAAGCUCGUGUCUCUGGAGAGGCGAUACCAGCUUGUCACAGGUGGCAGGAGCUUCCCAAAAAUGUCCUCAGCUCUCCGGGAGGAGACCCUCCACAUCUCUGAACCUUAUGAGCUGUUGGAGGGAACUAAGCCCCUGAGCCCCCUGCCAGCAGCAGCUGCCUCCUUAGCUUCUCCUGCCACCUACUCCUACCCCAAGGCACAAGAGGAGUACAUGAGGCUGUCUGACGUUUUCAGGUUCUGCAGCAAUGCACAUGGCCCCAGCCUGGACACUAAAGCUUCUGCUGCUGCCCCUGCUGCCGCUCAGCGCUCUUUCUUGCUUGCUGUAGCUCCCACAGCCAACGAGUAUGUGACCGUGGAGCAGCUCUCGGGUAUCCUGGGCAGCCUCCACACCCCUGCUGCUUCCCUGCUGGGCUGUACCCCUCCGGCUCCUUCAUCCUCAGGCUGUGCUCCUCCUCUUCCUCCUCUUCCAUCUCUCCCUUCUCCCUUCAUCUCUGCAGAGAUGGAGCAGCAGCUGUUGGGAGGACCUGUGUGUCCCCCAGCUCUUGAUUUAGAGAAGUGGUACCAGGAGGUUAUGGCUGGCUUUGAGACCUCCUCUUCCUCUGUCUCUCCUCCUUCUUCCCCUCCUCCACUUCCAGCUAAAGCUCACUCCUCUCACCAGGCUCUGCAGGUCUAUCGUGCCAAAGCAGAGGGUGGUGCUGGUGCCCUCACCCCUCGGAUGAAGAGUGGGACCCCUUCGUCCUCGCAGCUCAACCUCUCCGUGCUGGAGCGCAGUCCCUCCCCCAAGCUGACCACCUGCUGUCCUGCCCAGGGCCCCCCCAGCCCGGCGGGCAGCCUGUCCCGCAACCUGGUGGCCACGCUGCAGGACAUCGAGACCAAGCGCCAGCUGGCCCUGCAGCAGAAGGCCAAGCUGCUCCCAGCAGAGCCCUUGCAGCCAGGCAAUCUACCAGGUCGGCAGGUGAUUGAGGAGCAGAAGCGGCGGCUCGCAGAGCUGAAGCAGAAGGCAGCUGCUGAGGCGCAGUCCCAGUGGGAAGCCCUGCACGGGCAGCCCCCCUUCCCCGCUGCCUUCCCCCGGCUUGUGCACCACUCCAUCCUCCACCACAGCCGUCCCCAUGGCGCCGGGCCCCGCGCUGAGGAGCUGGACCAUGCAUAUGACACACUCAGCUUGGAGAGCUCAGACAGCAUGGACACCAGCAUCUCCAUCGGCAACAACUCUGCCUGCUCACCUGACAACAUCUCCAGUGCCAGCGGGAUGGAGACAGGGAAGAUUGAGGAGAUGGAGAAGAUGCUGAAGGAGGCACACGAGGAGAAGUCGCGGUUGAUGGAGUCCCGGGAGCGGGAGAUGGAGCUGCGUCAGCAGGCGCUGGAGGACGAGCGCUGGCGGCGGGAGCAGCUGGAACGGCGCCUGCAGGACGAGACCGCGCGGCGGCAGAAGCUGGUGGAGAAGGAGGUCAAACUGCGGGAGAAGCACUUCUCACAGGCUCGUCCCCUGACACGGUACCUCCCCAUCCGCAAGGAGGAUUUCAACCUGCGGCUGCACAUCGAGUCCUCAGGCCACAGCGUCGACACCUGCUACCACAUCAUCCUGACAGAGAAGAUGUGCAAGGGCUACCUGGUGAAGAUGGGCGGGAAGAUCAAAUCCUGGAAGAAGCGCUGGUUUGUCUUCGACCGCAUGAAGCGCACCCUCUCCUACUUCGUGGAUAAACAUGAGACAAAGCUGAAGGGUGUUAUCUACUUCCAAGCCAUUGAAGAGGUUUACUAUGACCACCUCCGCAGUGCUGCAAAGAGCCCCAACCCUGCGCUCACUUUCUGUGUCAAGACCCACGACCGACUCUACUUCAUGGUGGCACCAUCAGCCGAGGCCAUGCGCAUCUGGAUGGACGUCAUUGUCACCGGGGCAGAGGGCUAUACCCAGUUCAUGAACUGAGGGCGGUGCUGUGCAUCCCAGAUCCACCAGCUGCAUGGACUUCGGAGCAUCCCAAGCAGCCAGGAGCUCCUGAGGGGACCAGGGUCCCUGCAAUGCCUCGUGCAAAGGGCUGUGCACACCGAGGUCGUGCACCUGCGUUGGGCGCAGCUGGGUGGCCCUGAGUGUUGCCUGUCCAGGCAAGGGAAUAAGUUUUUUUAUGUUGACUUUCUAGAAACAAACUUUAUUGGAACAAUAUCAAAGUGCUGAAAUGUAAAAA